Messenger RNA from Linum tenue, 1142 nucleotides. NCBI's taxonomy places the organism in Eukaryota, Viridiplantae, Streptophyta, Magnoliopsida, Malpighiales, Linaceae. The record is from the annotation of a GenBank genome assembly.
GCCGGCGACGCUCUCGUCCGACUCCUCGACCGCACCCAAUCCAACAACCCCGCUGCCCCCUCCAAAUCCCAACGCAUCGGCCUCUCCUCCUCUUGAAAUCUCACAAAGCUUCCGCCUUCAAUGGAAGUGGAGGUCAAGCUAGGGCUUCCCAACGCCGCCGCGCACUCCAAAUUCAAAUCCCUGAUUUCCGAAUCCCACAUCAAGACCGUCAACCAGCAGAACCUCUUCUUCGACACCCCCACCGCCGCGCUCGCAUCCAAGCGCGCCGUGCUCCGCCUCCGAUUCCUCGACGGCGUCACGCGCUGCGUAGUUUCGCUGAAGGCCAAGGCUGUUUUGGUCGAUGGGGUGAGCCGGGUCGAAGAAGACGAGGAGGAGAUCGACCCGGUACUGGGCCGGGCCUGCGCCGCCGACCCGAUGAAGCUGGGCUCGGUUGAUUCGAGGAUUGUGAGGAGGUGCAGGGAUGAGUUCGGCGAUGGGAAGGAGAUGGGGUUUGUUUGCUUGGGAGGGUUUGAGAAUGUGAGAGAUGUUUAUGAAUGGAGAGGGAUGAAGCUGGAGGUGGACGAGACCAAGUACGCUUUCGGAGUGAGCUAUGAGAUUGAGUGCGAGAGUGAGGAUCCUGAAGCGGUGAAGAAGGAGCUCGAAGGGUUUCUGAAGGAGAAUGGGGUUGAUUACAAGUACUCUGAGAUGUCAAAGUUUGCUGUUUUCCGAUCUGGGAAGCUGCCGUGAGACUACUACCUGUGAUUGUGAUCACGGUGGGGAUCUGUCCACCGUAAUUAAUUUCGUGUUGAUCUGGAUUUCUGAUCGAAGAGACCCUCUGCUGCAGUCUUAGUUUCAUCUCAGUGUCAAUGAUCUUGCUCUGCUGAACCAGUUCUUGGUGUCCAUCAGGAAUUGAGGCCACCUAUGAAUGCUAUUAUUACUCCUUACCGUGUUCUGCAAUGAACUUCGACUUGUGAUUUUUGAAGUGGGAUUUCAACAUAAUUAGUACGCUAAGUAAUUGACGACAUUGUAUUGUUCUGCAAGUGUUGGUUUAAGUAUGGCGUUGUAAGCAUUUUUCUGCUGUUUUUGGGAUCUAUUAUUCCAGAGUAUUCCUCCUGGUCCAGGUUAAGAGCUGGCUCUGGAAGGCAAGACCAGAUGCAAAGAGG